Messenger RNA from Phymastichus coffea, 1131 nucleotides. RefSeq lists its product as uncharacterized. NCBI's taxonomy places the organism in Eukaryota, Metazoa, Arthropoda, Insecta, Hymenoptera, Eulophidae. The transcript has a single exon. Bases 1 to 1131 code for a protein of 376 amino acids. The record is from RefSeq and is a predicted model, not a curated record.
AUGGGUGAUUUUAAUCUGCCACGUUGCUCGUGGACCGCUGUUGAUGGUGUGCUUUCGGCUGAUGCUACUGCGAGUGGGGCCAUUCGUAAUUCAGCAUUACGAUUACAGGAUUGCAUGGGCUCUCUUAAGUGUGCUCAGCUCGUCCAGUAUCGGAAUAGUUCGGGAAAUACUCUUGACUUGACCUUUUGCAGUAUUCCGGCGUUCCUUUGUGCAUCAGUGGAUCCGCAUGCACCGUCCGACAGAUACCAUGAGCCUUUGGUCAUUGAUGUCAACUUCGAUGUAGCCACUUCGCCUGACUCUUUACCUCAUAGUGCUCUUAUCUCCUUCAAUUUCAAAAAGGCCAACUAUAGUAAUAUUAAUUCAUCUCUGGUAUCUACUGAUUGGGAUGAUCUUUUUGAUGGCCACCAGCAGGAUGUCGACAUGGUGGUUGGUGGUUUCUACAGAAAGUUGUCUGAAAUUAUUGGCUGCAAUGUACCUCUAAUGGGCUCUUUUGUUGCUAAAUUCCCGAAUUGGAUGUCUGCGGAAUUGAGAUCUGCAGUCUCUCAGAAGAAGUUGGCCCAUCGGACAUUUAAGGCUACGGGGGAUGGUGGUGCACUGCAUGACUUCAGGAUCUUCAGGACGGCUUGUAAGCGCCUUGCGUUACGUGAUUAUGGCCGGUAUAUUGAUAACGUUGAAGAGUCGUUGCAGUCUGAUCCGAGAGAAUUUUGGAAGUUUGCAAAUUGUAAGGAUGGUCGCUCUGGUUAUCCAGAUAAUAUGUAUUUUAAUGAUGUUGCUGCACAUCAUGGCCAGGAUAUUGUUAAUUUAUUUGCGGAUCGAUUCUCAUCGGUUUUUUCUGCGGCCUCUCUUCGGGAUGGCUUUAAUGGGCUUUCCUUCGACUCACAGGCGCUGUCUGAAAUUUUGUUCGUGCUCGAGGAUGUGAAGCUUGGGCUUGUCGGCCUUAAACCAUCGUUCGCGGCUGGGCCUGAUGGGAUUCCGUCGACUUUUUUUAUUAACUGUGCUCAUAAUUUAGCUCAACCGAUUCUUUAUAUUAUGAAUUUAUCUUUACGUACAGGCACCUUUCCAUCGGCCUGGAAACAGGCUUUUGUUAUUCCAGUUUACAAGAAGCGUGGUGACAAGAGAGGAGAAUGUUGA